This is a messenger RNA of Ostrinia furnacalis (Asian corn borer), 5916 nucleotides long. Its product is annotated as facilitated trehalose transporter Tret1-like. The transcript has 4 exons. Gene Ontology annotation, molecular function: transmembrane transporter activity. Gene Ontology annotation, cellular component: membrane. The record is from RefSeq and is a predicted model, not a curated record. Gene Ontology annotation, biological process: transmembrane transport. The coding region runs from base 2760 to 4901 and encodes 713 amino acids. Lineage: Eukaryota; Metazoa; Arthropoda; Insecta; Lepidoptera; Crambidae.
CUAUACAGGGUCCUUCUAAACUAGCUACAUUCCUUUUAAUGGGGGCAUCUAUACGGUACACUGAACAAGUUCACCAAAUUUGAGUAUGUGUUUUAUAAUGAUUUUACAAAGUUACAUUUUCUAACAAAAAUAAAAAUUCAUUUCGUCUUACAUAAUGGAACAUGCUGUAUUUUUUACUCACACAACAAAGCUGUAGUGUAUUCAUUCUGCACAGGAACACGAGACACAACACACACAACGCUCACUACCACUGCACACUUUUUUGUUGUUUACACUCACGUCAUAACAACUCACAGCAGUCGUCACAGCUGAUAGCCGAUUAGCUGAUCGACUGAUUGGGCGAGCUAUCACUUUAAUGUUGCAGGCCUACUCUCAUAUCGUUGUCUAUCCUUAUUAUCUUAUGUUAAUCACAGUAAAACGGACUCACGAUACCAUCGAAAAAUCAAUCAGCAAAGGCCAUGAUUUUUAAGGCGCGUCUUAGUAAAUUUAUUUGCAUUUGUGCAUCUGUGCGUCAUAGUUCACUUCACGAGCACUACAAAACGCACCUUCACACAAGAAAGCUAAUCAAAAACUGAAUUAAAUCAAAGCGCACGCGCCGACAAAUGCCGACAAGCCGCACGCCUUUUGUUGACACAAAGACGCCGACGCCGCCAAAGCAAGAGCCGAAAAGUUGGCAUAAGCGUACAGUCGACGACAAAAAAGAAACUUAUUUGUUUAUUAUUUUAUCUGCUUGCUUUCGAUUUCAAUUGAUUCGAAUCUAAAUUGUGGUGUUGAGUAUUUCAUGGUAAAAUAUCCUAUAACAGAUAAUAAUUAAAAAUUAAUCGAACUUAUUGUUUUGUGAAGGUAAUUCAAUGGCCUAGUCAAUUAUUUAGAAACAUUAAAUUAGACUAUUGAAGCAAAUAAAACUCUUCAAUUUGUUUGUAUUGAUAUUCCAUUUAUCCUAAAUCAAAGUCCAUUCUUAAAUUAAUCGUUAAUGUCAUCAUUUCUAUUACAAUAGAAAAGUAGAUGAGGUAGGUAGGUACCUAAUUAGUUAAAUAAAAUUUCCGAAUCAUUUCCGUUCCAACUUGGUAUUUAUUUAUGACCUAUCUUAUGUACCUGUGAUUUAACAAUAAACACAAUUUUAAUUUGAAUAGUAAAAAAAAGUUUGUUGCAUUUCUUAAUUUUAUUUUGGUGAGUGUACAUUGCGCUAGCCGGCGGCCGGCGGCACGUGUCUAAAGGCGGCGGCACGUGUCUAAAAGUUCGUUUGCUGCGCGCCGGCUAGUGUUGUACGAUACGACACUCGAGUCUUGGAAUCUUACUUAUUAAAAGUUUGAAGAAAAUAAAAUAGCUAUGAAUUAAGACUGUGUGUUUAUUAUUUUAUUGGACCGUUUUAACUUUUUGAUUACGAAAAUCGUCAGUCUUUAGAUGGAUACUUCUGAUUCGAUUAUUUGCGUUUAAUGCAAUUUUAUUGAUAUUACAUUUGUAUUGUGCGAUUUAUUUUAUUUUCAAUUAGGAUAUAACAUACGGAUGAUGAUAUGAAAUCACUCAUUAUUGCCUAUUAGUAUACACCAACUCAAGUUCAUGUCAUGAUUCAGUCUAGCUCAAAGAACUUAAAAUACUCGAAAGGACUCGGAAGACUCAAUUAUUCCCUUAUUCAUGUGACUAACGAGUCCUAGUCUUAAAAAUAAACUCAAGUCUCAAAAUAAAGACUUUAAUUAAAGACUCGAGGUUCUUACAACACUAGCGCGGUCGGCUAUUGUGAGGGACGGCUGUCUUUGAUACCACCGACUCCGCCACGCAUAAAUAAGGAUGUCAACUCCAAAAUUCUUUCUAAUCUUAAUAAUAAUAAAACUAUCAUUAUUUACUUUUAUAAUUUUUUUUUGUUUCUACGAUGAUUUUAAUGAUUAUUAUUUCAGUUUAAAAUUGAUAGUUGGGAACAAUUAUUUACUUAUUUACUUCGGAAUACUAAAGACUGCGAAUAAUCACAGGUAGAUAAUUCGAUAGCGUUUAGUUUCUGCUAUGAUCGAGUCAAUUACGAAUCACAUUUUUAUUUAAUUUGCUAAGGGGAUAUUAAGCGAUUAAAAUUAACAUGAAAAAUGUGCCUGCUUUAUCGUAAUAAUAACCGUAAUUCUAAAUUUCAUAGUCAUGGUAACUAUCCCAUUUGUGUAUGGCAUAAAAAUAAGUCAUUGAUUUCGGCAACUAACUUUUUUGCUUCGUUUCGUUGCUACGUUUGAAAUAAAAGAUUUUUACAAGCGCAAAAGUAUUUUAACGAACUUUUGAAUAAACAUCAUUCCAUUAAGGCCACUAAAUAAGUACUUACCACAUAAGAUUUUUUUAUGUUACCAAAAAUAAAUAAACUUUAAUUUUCUGCUUAAUUUAAUUCCUUAAAUAACUAGUAGUAGCCCUAGAAUAGCUUGUGUGGCGCCCGGUCCGUCGUCAGGCGGCACUCUUGUGUUCGCGGCCAGUGGCCCAACGGCCGCACAAGCGCAAUGGCGGCCAUUACGUAAGCUCGUGUGCGUGCGGAUUUUUGUCAGUGUAGUAGUGAAUCAGCUGAACAGGGUGUUGUAUUGGGUUGAUAAGAAAUGAAGUUGUUUCCUUAAUUAUCUCGGAAACUAGCCUGAAUUUUUGGCUCAAACUUUGGGAACGUAUUCAGUGUGACGUAUACAUGCUCCCAUUAAACGGAACGUAGCUGAUUUAGAAGGACCCUAUAUACCUACCUACUCUAUAAUUUGUAGUGUUUCCUAACAUCGGGUGUGUCCCUGAACUUCCUAACACAUGGCAUGGUCGUGGGAUUCUCUUCAGUACUCCUUCCCCAGCUAAGGGAAACGACCGAUAUUGACGAAGCGUCGGCGACAUGGAUCGCGUCCAUAUUCGGAUUAUCUCUCAUAGUAGGAGCAUUGUUGGUCUCAUUCCUUAUGAACUCAUACGGCCGAAAACCUGUCAAUAUCGCCAGCGCUGCGUUCAUGACCGUAGAAUGGCUUAUCAUCAGCGCAUCCGAGAGUGCACCCAGCCUUUUAUUCGCAAGAUGCCUCCAAGGGUUCUCCAUGGGCCUGCUAGCUAAUAUGGGCAACGUCCUCAUUGGAGAAUGUUGCAGUCCCAAAAAUCGCGGCGCUCUUUUGACAACUAUAUCUUUCGCAAUCAUGUUUGGCGUUUUCCUGGUUCACUGUUUAGGAGCCAUCGUCUCGUGGCAGAGAGUUGCUCUGAUAGCAGCUUUUAUAGCGGUUGCAGACUUAACAAUAAUAAUUAUAUCACCAGAAUCGCCAAGCUUUUAUGCUAUCAAGGGAAAGUACGACGAGUGUCGGAAAGCGUUCCAUUGGCUACGAGGUCUUUCAGAAGAGGAGGAAUUGGAGAAGCUUAUAAAAAUAAAUAUGGCAAGGAGAUCAAAUGAAGCUAUUAGUUCCCAUGAAAGCUUAUUAGAUAAAGUUAAAAAGAACAUAGCUUACAUUAAAACCACAUUCAGGAAACGAGAAUGUUUCCUGACGUCGGGCGUGUCCCUCAACUUCCUCGCACAUGGCGUGGUCAUGGGGUUCUCUUCAGUGCUCUUACCACAGCUGAGAGAAACGACCGACAUUGACGAAGCGUCGGCGACAUGGAUCGCGUCCAUAUUCGGAUUAUCCCUCAUAGUAGGAGCAUUGUUGGUCACAGUCGUCAUGAACUCAUACGGCCGAAAACCUGUCAAUAUCGCCAGCGCUGCGUUCAUGACCGUAGGAUGGCUCAUCAUCAGCGCAUCCGAGAGUGCACCCAGCCUUUUAUUCGCAAGAUGCCUCCAAGGGUUCUCCAUGGGCCUGUUGGCCAAUAUGGGCAACGUCCUCAUUGGAGAAUGUUGCAGUCCCAAAAAUCGAGGCGCUCUCUUGACAACUAUAUCUUUAGCAAUCAUGUUUGGCGUUUUCCUGGUUCACUUUUUAGGAACCAUCGUCUCGUGGCAGAGGGUUGCCCUGAUAGCAGCUUUCAUAGCAUUUGCAGACUUGAUAAUAAUAAUUUUAUCACCAGAAUCGCCGAGUUUUUAUGCAAUCAAGGGAAAGUACGACGAGUGUCGGAAAGCGUUCCAUUGGCUACGAGGUCUUUCAGAAGAGGAGGAAUUGGAGAAGCUUAUAAAAAUGAACAUGGCCAGGACAUCAAACGAGGCUAAUAAUGCCAACAAGAGCAUUUCAGAUAAAGUCAAAAGGAAUCUAGAUUAUCUUAAAACAACUUUGAGCAAACGAGAAGUUUAUAUACCGGUUAUUAUAAUGAUGCAUAUGUACGGGAUCGCCCAAUGGUCUGGUGCCGUCACAUUUGACACAUACGCGAAAGAUAUUCUUGAUGUUGUGUUGGGCAAAGAUAUCAAUUUCCCGGCCAUAAUAGUAUCAUUGGAUAUUCAGAGGCUUGUGUCGAAUGCACUAAUAAUUGUAGCUAUUAAAAAGAUGAGAAGAAAGUUGGUGCUUUCAGUGACAAUAUCGGCCAAUGUUAUAUCGUACGUCAGCAUCGCUUUGUACGUUUAUCUGAAGACUCAUGGCUUGAUGGGAUUUGACCACCUUUUCAUAGGAUUGACUUUGGUUCAUAUCCAUAUGUUUACGGUGGUUGUGGGUGCCGUACCCCUCCCGAAUAUAAUAGCUGGAGAAAUCUUCCCUUUGGAACACAGAGGUCUCUGCGGAUUGAUAGGAAUUUUAUUCUUCUCAAUCAAUGAGACUAUCAAUAUUAAGUCAGCGCGAUAUUUGUUCGCUAGUAUAGGAGUGGAAGGCGCUUACUUGUUGUAUGCAGUGUUGGUGGCGUAUUGCUUGACGGUAGCGUGGAUCUUAUUACCAGAGACUAAAGACCGAGUUUUGAUUGACAUUGAGGAGGAGUUCAGAGGUGAACCGCUGAUUACUGCGGGGUUACUCCGAAAAUCGUUAUCCAAAGAUUCGAAUGUUGUCGUCCCUCUCACGCAAAGCGAGAUGCCAGAAUGAGCGACGGUGACGUAGUCCCGAAAAACUCUACGUAAACAGUCUUUCGGAGUAGCCCUGAUGAAGUUAAAUUAAUGCAAAGCAAGAAGAAGAAAUAGUAUCUUUGAAAUUUAUUUGAUUUUGUCAGCUAAAUAGUUUACAGCUAGGGCAGUCAAAAACUUAAAAUUGUGUAAAAAUAGUUUAAUCCGGUCAAAGAACAUUUUUGCUUAUAAAUAAGUUUAAUUUGUUUAAAUAUUGAUUAAUUACAAUAUUAUUGAAAAAUAUAUUGUUAAGCAUUAUUUAGAUAGCUGCUCAAAUACAGCCUACAUAAAUACAAUUUAAUAAACAAAGGUAUUCAGUUAUUUUUAGAAGUUAAAUAAACCGCUACAUAGCGGUUAUAUGUAUUUUAUUUGUAUAUUGUAUUUAACUUUACCUAAUUAUUAUCUUUAUAAUUAUCUCUAUACAUAAUGUUAAUUGGGUAGAAAUGUAAAAAAAAACGUUUAUUUCAUUAACUUCAAUAAUAAGAAAGUGUGAUGAAAUAAAUAAGUUAUGAUUAAAAAAUAAACUAUAGAUAUAAAAGGAAGAAUCACAUUGUUAUAUUACUGUACACAUGUUACAUAGUAUAUCUACGUCAUAUUAUAAAAUAAUUAUCUUUGGUUGUGUUCAAUAAUAAAAUAAAUAAACAUUAUUCUGCUAAAGCAUUUGGAAUGUGGAAUAAUACUUCAUUAAUUAUAAAUUAAUUGGUUUACAUUUUCACUAAUAAAUUAUAUAACACGUAAGUAAUAGAAAACAAAUAAAAUAAUAUGAUGUUUGUUGAUAUUAAAUCAUCGGAUAGUACUAAUUGCAAGUAUCAUAAAUUCAUAUUAGUAGAUGUUUCUUUGUUUGUUUAGAGUAAAGUUUGCUUUAGUUGUAAAAAUAUCUGUUUAAUUUAAAUAAAGAUGUAAGUUGAUGUUGGUUUCUAAUAUAGGUAAAUUAAUAUUUUUUGUUUAUUGACACAUCAAUUAAAUUAUACCGCAAAAAACAAUAUUUAAUUUUGCGA